CUUCGAAGUUGAAUCACUCAACAGGACUCCCAACUGCUUUUGCAGACUUCAACUUCAAGUUCGAAUGCAAUUGGAGAUUCCUGAAGAGAGAGCUCCCUGGAGCGAGCGCCCAUGAACAAGGUCCUGUCGACAAGUCGGGGACAGGCUCUCCUGGGUCCACAGGAGAUCAAUUCUGCAGAGGCACGAAGCUCAUACAGAGGGCCGGGCACGAGCAAGAAAGGGGUGCUUCCGUCCAAGUCGCUGCUUCUUGUUCCGAAUAUCGAGGGAAGCAGUUAUCCAAGUUUGGAGGAUCUUCUAGGAGAGGUCGUCGGGCCAAGGGUUGACUUGCAAAAAGGAGCUCAAGCAUUACCUCCUAAAGCAGCAGAGGGAAUUGUCACCCCUGAGUGUGGGGGAGUUGGGGGCAGAGCAGAGCCAUCUGACAUCAUACAAGAGCUCAACCCGGCACUUGCUCAAGAGUCUGCUGAUAAUUGUAAGAGGUCUGCAGAGGAAAGGUCGACUGCACUUGCAGCAUCGAGACCAAGUCCUACCGAGCAGUUUCUGCAGUUUGUUGAGAGCAGUCUAGACCUCGUGGAGGCCGUUGCAGCCAGGAUGAAGACCGACCUCAGGAUCUCGGCGGUGUCGACCUGGGAUUUUGCAGUCCAAUGUCUGCACGUGUUUGUGUUCAUAGUCCUCCGGUACAUGCUCAGAGCAAUGAAGAUUCUGUACAUAGGGCACUUGCUUUGCCUGGUAGGUUUGGGUUCAACGUAUGCGGCUGUGGUUGCGGAAAUUGAGGGGAAGAUCGGGACAGUCAGCAGCGGGUUUGGUGAUGCCGAGAAGGAGGAAAGUGAGGGGGUAAACAGGAAGGCUGACGGGCAGGCAAAGAAGGGGCUGUUGCCUCCGCAGGCACCUGAGCAUAAAGACAAGAUGACGGUUGUCCUGGAUCUGGACGAGACGCUGGUCUGUGCGUACAACUCUGCGGGGCUCCCCUCAAGCAUACACCAGCACGCGGCCCAGAACGGAGUCCGCUGGUUUCAGCUCCAAUGUACAGCGAACGAGAUGGACGAGAACGGCAAGCCCAAGGUGAAUCUGGUGACGGUAUACGAGCGCCCCGGGCUGGCAGAGUUCCUGCGACGGGCGAGCGUGAUUGGGGAACUGGUGCUUUUCACGGCGGGGCUGGAGGGCUACGCGAGGCCUCUGGUGGACAAGAUCGACCCUGAGGGGAUGAUCUCUGCGCGCCUCUACCGGCCCGCCACUGUCAGCACUAAGUAUCGAGAGCACGUAAAAGAUCUUUCGGCCCUGGGGCGGGACCUGCGGAAGACGGUGCUUGUCGACAACAACCCCUUCUCCUUCAUCCUGCAACCUGUCAACGGCAUUCCUUGCGUUCCCUUCACUGGGGAGCAGCCAGAGGAUAGACAGCUUUUGGAAGUGUUGUUGCCGCUCCUGGAGUCGCUGUCCAAGCAGCCCGACAUUCGGCCUGUGCUGUUGGACCGCUACCGAAUGCCCGCCUGGUUCAAAAUGCGCGGAUUCUCGCCACCAGAGAACAACUUCGGAGAGCCGGAAAUAGUGGGGAGACAAGCUGGAUAGCUUCAGAGGUUAUGUGGUCGCUUGGCUCCUUGACGGGUUGGCUCGCCGUCUCGGAAUGAGAAACGGAUCGCGGAGGAAACGCGUAAGAAAAGCUGCUAGAGCCCAGUGUUGUCAGACGCGGGGACAAGGGGGUUCGUACAGGACUCUUUGUUUGCUCGUCUGAGGUCCAUAAAGGUCUGUCCAUAAUUGCAAUAGCUGUGUCCAUGUUAGAUUUGAUAACCCCAUAGAUAGCAAGUUCUUGGUCAAAGUUUCGGUCUACGUGCAACUUUUGCUGCGAGCCCAACUUAACGCAUUGUGUAAAGUUACAUAGGUAUGGUUGUACAGAGUCAGUCAUAUACUUUAGUCAAUCAAAGAUCUACAACUUCCAACUGCAUCUUCGAUUGUAUGAGUGGCACAGACCCUCUUUUUAGAACUUUUUGGUAUCAUCGAGGCCUACUGGUUGAUCAGGGCCCACCCACUCCUAUGGAGCCGCUGAGCAGCUCUCUUAAGUGCUUCCAGGAAUCGACUGCAUCAAAGUUCACCUUUCAACUUUGAAG
Messenger RNA from Klebsormidium nitens, 2099 nucleotides. Lineage: Eukaryota; Viridiplantae; Streptophyta; Klebsormidiophyceae; Klebsormidiales; Klebsormidiaceae. The record is from the annotation of a GenBank genome assembly.